CAAAAUCAAUUGCACCAAAAAAACAAUCAUUAAUAAAACAAAAAUCAAUACAAAAGAAACUGACGGCAGCUAUAAAUAAAAAUAUUGAACAAGUAAUCGCUUCUAGAGCUGAAUCUGUUGGUGGCGGUCAAAAAUUUAAUAUCGUAAAACUAAUUAAUGGUAACAAUAAUAAAGAAGAAAAAAGUAAAUCAAAAAAAUAA
Molecule: messenger RNA, 200 nt
Organism: Funneliformis geosporum
Lineage: Eukaryota; Fungi; Glomeromycota; Glomeromycetes; Glomerales; Glomeraceae
Source: the annotation of a GenBank genome assembly